Molecule: messenger RNA, 1152 nt
Organism: Phytophthora nicotianae INRA-310
Lineage: Eukaryota; Oomycota; Peronosporomycetes; Peronosporales; Peronosporaceae
Exons: 1
Coding region: 1-1056 (351 amino acids)
Source: RefSeq, a predicted model, not a curated record
AUGUUCCUGGCGACCCCGCUCCUUGUGGCUUCGUCUCUCUUCUCUGUUGGCGCAGUAGCCAAAUCUGGGGAGGAAUUCAAAACCAUCGAUGACCUCUACGUCGACGCUCUCGCUGAAGGUGGUAAUCUCGUCCUGUACCAUGGUGGAGACACUCCUAAUCGGCAAGAUCGGCUCCGCGAUGCUUUCAUGGCUCGCUUUCCUGGGACCAACUUCACCGUCAUUGUCGACUACAGCAAGUACCACGAUGUUCGCAUCGACAACCAACUGGAGACCGACACGUUGGUACCCGAUGUGGUGGCUCUGCAGACGCUUCAGGACUUCCCUCGCUGGGCUAAGAACGCUGACCUCCUCUCUUACAAACCUGCCAACUUCUCCAAGAUCCACGACUCUCUCAAGGAUAACGACGGAACUUGGUUGGCUUACUCGAUCUACUCGUUCAGCUUCAUCUACAACAUGAAUGCACUUGGUGACCAAGCUGCUCCUGUCACUCCGGCUGAUUUAGUGAACCCGCAGUGGGCUGGCAAGAUCGCAUCGUCUUACCCACAUGAUGACGAUGCAGUGCUGUUCCUGUUCACUCGGUACGUGGAGAAAUAUGGUUGGUACUGGGCCACCCAAAUGGCCCAGCAGAAUGCCAGCUUUAACCGCGGUACAAAUGUGGCGGGCGAACUUGUGACUUCGGGGGAGAAGCUUAUUGGGGUGGGUACAAGCGGUGGUGGUGAGCCGAUUAAGUUCGUGAACGGCAACGGCACCGAGUACCUCAGCUGGGGACAGCGUGUGGGCAUCUUAUCGAAAGCUAAGCACCCUGCUGCUGCCAAGUUGUUCAUGAACUGGAUUAUCUCCGAGGAGGUCCAGACGUCGCUGGUGUCCUCUAGCGUGCGCACGGACAUCAACAUGGCUAAUCCCUGGGAGAUUCCGGAGGCCAACAUGGCUGCCUUCCCCUUGUUCAUGGAAGAUCGCGCCAAGGUGGAGCAGUGGAAGCAGACGUUUGCGCUGUACUUCGGCGAGGUCCACGGCGAACCAAGCCCAGGAGUCCUCGGAUUGCACCCUGGGCUGUGAUUAACCAUAGCUAAAGGUUCGCAAUGUAUUUCGACGUAGUGCACUACCUAGCUUGAAAAGGGUUUUGAUAAUUGCAACUUGCAUCUGAAUUACCAC